Messenger RNA from Symbiodinium sp. CCMP2592, 1335 nucleotides. Lineage: Eukaryota; Dinophyceae; Suessiales; Symbiodiniaceae. The record is from the annotation of a GenBank genome assembly.
AUGAACGUGGCACAGCUGCCCCCGGAGGUGAUCCGCCAGACCAUCGCCUUUACAUUCGGCAGCGUUCUGGACGUUCUCAGCCUUGGCGUGGUCAACCGCCAGGUGUCCGAUGUGCUCCGGGAGCUCGGCGAGAGUCUCAACGCGAAGGUGACGGUCGGUUCCUUGCUCACGGUCGGCUCGAUGGCUUUCUUCGCUGGCCUUGGAAUUUUCGACUUCGUCACGGACUUCAUCGUGAUGCUGCAGUACGGAUGCUUCCUCGACAACUCCUUGACGCCGGAUUGCCCCAUGCCGGAAGCGAACAGCACUGCCGCCGCGAACGUCACCUUGGACCUCGAGCUCCCCGAGUGUAAACCCCACUGGGCCUGGUUCGGGAUUGCCCUGACAUUGGUGGUCCUGUCCACACUCGUGCCGCCUUGUUGUUGGGCAAUGAGAAAAGCGGGGAUGUUAGCAACGCAGGAAGGGAUAAAGAAUCGGAAUCGCAACCGGUUGUUUUUCUACUGCCUCGGAGUCGCUCAGCUCUCCCAAGUUUGGGAUCUGGUGCAGGUGCUCCGUAAAGGUGAUACCGAAAUUCCAAUAGGUGAUAUGGAACCUGCUCACGUAAGGAACUACGGGGGGUCAGGCGCGAUAAGAAAUUUAUUGACAGUGGUUUUUGAAAGCGCCCCUCAGCUGUACCUGCAGUCCUACGUCCUGUUUGCACUUGGCGCCUAUGGACAGACCUUCAAGGUGAUGUCCGUUUGCAGCUCAGUCUUGUCUCUUGCAAGUUCAGCGGUGAUGGCUGCACCGACUGUUCUCCCCAACAAAAGGCUGGCUUCGCUCUGGCCGGGCAAGGUGCUUGCGAUGCUCUUCAUUGCCACUGAUGCAGCAGUCCGCAGCAUUGGCUUUGCGAUGGUGCUUUCCGAGCCCGUCAGGGCCUACGGCUUGCCAACGAGCAUCACCUUCUUCCUCUUAUGCAACAUCUGCAUCUGUCGGUCUGACGUGGGUGUCCACCGGGCAGAGGCUGUAUUCUUUCUCCCAUAUAUCGUUCCGGUCUAUGUAUUGCUGCAGGACAAGAAGGCGUAUCGAGCAAGCAGGAUGGAAAUUGUCCUGGCGCUCCGAUACAUUGAGACCAUCCUAUUUGGCAUUCUUGCAGGCACAUUGGGUGAAACAGCUUGUGGAAGCACUCUCACCACCGAGCUCGGAAUCUACUUCGGCAUGCUGGUGGCAAAUGCCCUGUCACUAGUGUUGUUCCAGUGCUUCGUAGAUGAUGACGGCGAAUUCAGCACACCACGACAAUCCACCUACAGUCCCGGGCAAAUCCUGGGCCGUCCCAUGCAGAGAAUGCCCGACACAGAGUGA